AUGGCGGAAGGCGCUGCUGCUUUCGCCAUCGCCGGCAACGUCCUACAAUUCGUGGAAUUUGCGACCAAGUUUGGGAACAAAUGCCGCGAGAUCCAUCGUGCGGGCGGGAGCGCGCCUGGUGACUUGCAGAGUCUUCGCUAUCUUGUGGAAAGCCAACAGGCUGCUUUGGAGCGGCUGCAAAUCCCCGAAUCUGAACGGUCACUGCUGUUACUACAGCACCCAGAGGUCACAGAGGUUGCAAACGCAUGCACCAGACACUUUGCAGAAAUCAAAAACUCCCUGGAUCGAAUCGGCAUAACAGAUAAUAAGACAGCGCGCGGUGUUGUUGUCAACGCAUUUAAGGCAACAUGGAAUCGGGACAAGAUUGAGAGUUUGAGGAGCGAGGUUGCGUCUUUGAACCAGAAUUUGAACACCGCACUCCUGAACUCACUGAGGGACUACGCGACGAAGUCAGAAGGGCAACAAAUUGCCAUUCUCGAGAGGCUUGACAUCAUCCAAGAGGAAAGCACCGGGGCCUUCAAAAGCACCUCGCUCAAUGAAGGCGAGGACACUGCAUGGUAUGCACCAGGCGAUGCGGUUAUCGCUUUUAUCGUUCGUUCUCUCGACGCUGAACCAGAAGAGCGACAAAAGAGCGCAGUGGAGUUGCGACGUGGAGUGCUUCAGCGAAUCCAUUUGACAACAGCCAGUGUGAACUACGACGGAGACGGAGACCGUCCACCAAUCACCUUAUCUCGUAAUCGAGAAAUGCGACUUCGGGCUGUAUUUUUGGCAAGCUUCGCUUACAAGGUCAUGGAUGAUCGGCACUCGAGAAUCAUUGAAGCCCACCAAGAGACGUUCCGCUGGAUAUUUGAGCACCCUUCAGCAGGUUCCGAAAAGUGGUCAAACUUCAAAGAUUGGCUCAAGUCCGAUAGUAAGCUUUAUUGGAUCACAGGGAAAGCCGGUUCAGGCAAGUCUACCCUGAUGAAGUUCAUCUGUAGUCCGGUAUCGGAAUACCAUUCUCAAAAUACGACGGAUACUCCCGUUUCACGUGGUGCUCGGUUCGAGCGAUGCCGCAACGAUUUAAUGGAGUGGGCUGGAAGCCGACCCCUGAUCAUCGCAUCUUUCUACUUUUGGGCAUCUGGAAAUGAGCUGGAAGCGUCGCCUAAAGGCCUCUACAUGUCGCUUAUCUUCCAAAUCCUUCAACAUUGCCCUGAGAUCAUACCUCGAGUGGCGCCUGUCACUUGGGAAGCAAUGUCUCUAUUCAAUGAAAAGCCCUCCCGUCUGACAGAGGCCGAACUGGAAGCAAUGAUAAGACUUGUGGUCACAGAAGCCCAGAAAGAACGAAACCUCUGUCUUUUCAUUGACGGGCUCGAUGAGUUUUCUGGAGACCUGGAGAAACUCAUCGCGUUGAUCGAGGUCUUCUUACAAUGCCCCAAUGUCAAGGUGUGCGUUUCUAGUCGCCCAUGGGUUGUCUUUGAGGAAGCCUUCCAGCAUAGGCCUAGUUUGAAGCUCGAAGACUUGACUUACAAUGACAUCAGAAAGUUCAUUGCGAAGAGAUUCUCUGAGGAAGAAGGGUUUAGGCGAUUAUCUAUAAGGGAACCUGAGUACGCCGAACAAUUAGAAGACAACAUCGCUACCAAAGCGGUCGGGGUUUUCCUAUGGGUUAGUCUUGUCGUCAAAUCUCUUCUGUCCGGAAUGGAAAAUGACGACAGAGUCUCCGACAUGCAAAGAAGACUCGAUCUACUUCCCCCGGAGUUGGAAAACCUCUACAACGCGAUUCUGAACUCCCUAGAUCCAUUCUACUUCCAGCAUGCAGCACAAUACUUCCGACUCUUGGAAGCUUGGAAAAUAUCGCCUCCCGUUAUUCUCUUCGGCUUUGCAGAUGAAGAAAUUGAGAACCUGACCAAACUACCGAUUCGGGAGUACUCAAAGGCUGAGCUGCGCGAGCGAACCGAGACAAUGAGGCGUAGAAUCAACAGUCGUUGUCUAGGACUCCUUGAGGUGGCGGUGCCGCCAUCUUCAAGCUAUGGAUCAGUACAAUAUCUCCAUAAAACUGUCAGGGACUUCACUCUCCGCCCAAAGGUCAAUACGAAGAUUAGAGACGCAACGUCAGGUUUUGACUGCCAUAUCCGCAUGUGCUUUGCAUAUUUGUUGGGAUUUCAGAAUAGCCGGAUUGAAGACAGGAAUGAAUCUCUCCAAGACGACAAAUACCUGGAAUUGUUGAAGGAGCACAGACUUCAGGCCAUGAGAGUCUUCGUCUCACGCUGUUUGAAAGCAGCCUCGGAAGUUAAGCCAGAGAACGUGCAGAUUAUGAUCAACUUGCUCGACUCUCUGUGUGAAGCAUCUACACGAGUGUUCGGCAGCGACGAAGUCGUUCGCGCAAAUUUCUUACGUUCGGUCAAAGACACAGACUUUCCUUUGAACGAGAAACACGAAAAUGCCAAGGGAUCUAGCUUCCUAUCACUUACGGUACGGCUCGGAGUAAGGGAAUAUGUCAAGAACAAGAUGCACUUUGGAUGCCUCGAACCUCGCCUUUCUGAGGAGCCCAUUGACAGCUUCGGCAGGUUCAAAUUAUCGCGAAUCAAAAAUCUCCUGCGUGGCUCCAAGAGCAGAAACACGAUUUAUCCGUCAACCGAUGAACAUCACUUGCACUGGCCUCUCCUUAUGGAUGCAUUGUACAGAAAUUCGAUCAGCGAGAUCAGAUUGGACAUGGUCAGGCUUUGCCUGGAAAACGGAGCGGACCCUAACUUUCAGCUCCGGAGUGACGGCUCGACCAUUUGGUCACGUUGGGUCGACCGCUUGCUCAUCGCCGGAUAUGGGAGCGAAAAUCAAACACGAGCAAAGAAUCUGGAAAUUUUGAGGCCAUAUUGGCCAAUCACGAAAUUACUAUCAGAUCAUGGUGCCACAUUAACACUACGGUCUAUUACAAAAUCAAGCGCUGACCCUUCAUAUGGGAAACUUCUGUACGAGAUUGUGUCAAGGCGAGAGGUAUGA
Molecule: messenger RNA, 2973 nt
Organism: Colletotrichum tamarilloi
Lineage: Eukaryota; Fungi; Ascomycota; Sordariomycetes; Glomerellales; Glomerellaceae
Exons: 2
Coding region: 1-2973 (990 amino acids)
Source: RefSeq, a predicted model, not a curated record